Molecule: messenger RNA, 4495 nt
Organism: Amyelois transitella
Lineage: Eukaryota; Metazoa; Arthropoda; Insecta; Lepidoptera; Pyralidae
Exons: 1
Coding region: 2077-3495 (472 amino acids)
Source: RefSeq, a predicted model, not a curated record
UUUAAUAUCAAGUUACCUUUGUUACUGUCAGAUGAAUACAGCUACCAUAAACUUAUUUUAUUACAAUACAAUACCUCAUUUAAUUGAAAAUAUAUUUAAAAAAUAUAUAACAAAUCGAGCUACUAUUUCACUAUCAUUGCAAUAAAAUAAACGAAUUACUUCAUCGUAAUUGGUUUAAGUAAAACUUCUUUCUUUAGAAAUAUUAUUGAAGGGCCCCCCUUCAUCAAGUUUUUAACUGCACCCUUUUGAAUGUUCUCACGGUAAGGGCCAGAUAUCAAACAGCUGGCUGUCAGUUUGGUGUUCAUGUCGCAUAGGAGUGUAGACGAUUCGAGUGAAAUGUUAAACAAUUUGUGCUCCUGUUUUAUUUGUAGUGAAAACAUGGGAUUGCUUUUCUACCUCUUGAAAGUGUUUUACAUAGUCGUUAUUUAUAAAAUGAAAUCAUACAACUUGUUGGACAUUUUAAGACAUAUUGUCAAGUGUAAUUAUCCAAUAAUAAGUAAUAAAUGUUCAACGGCUGAGGUAUGUGGUACAUUUAUUCAUAACAUAACACAUCUGUGUAAAUAACUUUUGUCUUUAUGCAAUCUGUGUCUUUGUAUUGUUUGAAAAUAUACAUACACGACGAUAUUUGUAAUCAAUCAAAGUAGGUAAAUACUUUUAAAUAGCAUAUAAGCACUACCUGCAACCGUGCUGAAAAUUCAAGUGAAAGUUGAAUAGAAAUGUGACUUAGACGAGGUCGCUUUGAUGUUAUUUUGUAAUUCAAGCAUUCCUGCUUGAAUUUUUGCAGCAAUUCCAUAAGAAAAGCAACAUUUCUCGAUUGUAUUUUACUGUUUAAGUAUGCAUUACUAUUUUAUUCAUAGGUACGUAUUAAUUUAGUUACUUUGAUAACGUUUUACUUAAAUUAGCUUUAUAAUUUUAAAAAUCAUUGGAGAAUUCCAUUGCAUGAAAUUUGGGGUCGUUAGAAUUCUUUUCCCGAUUCCAAUAGUAGACGUAUAAGUAAUAUACGCGCUAGGUAGUAAGUUUGAUAAGCGUGAGACACGUUUAGCGUCCGUGACAACUGGCGUGUUUAUCAAAGCGCCCACAUCCGUUCUUGCUCCCACUUCGAAAAUGAUUUAAUAGAUAAUGUACAUCUCUAGUUCAAGUGUAAUCUCUGCAGGAGAUAACAAAUUACAUAUUAUGUUUUGUAAUAUUAUGCUGGUCGGUGCAUGCGCAUGCGCAGGCGGUCUAGUACAGACUCACGCGGUCUACUGACCCGAUUACUUACAGCUUAUUGACAGAACUCUUUUGGCUCUCGUGCCCACCGGCCAGUUGGAGAAAGGUGUGCUCACUCAUUGAGUGCAAUCAUUGUGAACAAAAUAAGUAUCAAAUUAUACUUAGCAAUUAAAAAGUAUACGACAAUCGAAAAAUACAACUGUUCGCAAAACAAAGAAAGAAAUUUAUGUUUUAAGUACAAAGAGUCUAAUUUUGUUUUAGACUAUUUCUACGUAAAUAAUUUGACUAACGCAUUUCAAAUGUUUGCCAAAAACUAUAAUAUGACAAGUGUGAAGACGUAGGCGUAGUGAAUUGCGUCUAUUUAAGACCCAUUUUUCUCAUUAUAUCCUACUUACACGAUGUUUUAAAUACAUAUGUGUCUUACCUAUUUAAUCUUACCUGAAGAAAUUUAUAUGCAGUUACGAAAAUCCGCAAAAGCAGUCUUAUAAUAAUUAAGCAAUGCAAAGAAAAACGCGCGUGGCGGGCACCUCCGGAGUGCGCGGGAGGGCGCUCCCACGGGUUGGCGAUAUUUUUAGUCCGCGACCAUUACUUGGCACCGGCGGCCGCACUCGGCUGCGCUAGUGAUCUUUCUGAAAUUCGUUCGCGGUUAGGUACGUUCUCAAUCUCGAGAUAGACCCAGUCUUAUGUCCGGUGCCGGAGCAUUCACCGCUAUGUAGGAAAAAAAUCGCGAUCGAUAAGCAACAGUCAGUAUUUGUAUCGAUCUUCACAAAUGUGAAAUUAUGACGGUUCAUAUAUACUUUGUGAUGUAUCCUGGUUGAGUGCAAAGUUUCCAUAAGUGACUUAAGUGGAGUGUUAUAUAGAAUUAAAAUGGCCACCCUAAGUGCCACCGGCAAUGGAACAACCAGCCCUCGGCGUCAUCGAUACAGUCGUGCCUCGACCACAAGCGUGACUCAGCUGCUGUCGGAUGGCUAUUCCAGCAUCAUGAACAGACUGACGAGGCGGGGUCCCUCUGAGAAGUCUGAUGCUAUCGCUGACUCAAAGCUGACCGCAGCACGUACUCGAUAUGAUGAUAAACUUCUGACAAAUAAAAACCCCACUUUAGCUAAUAUGCGACGAUUCGAAAAUAAUAGACACAUUUCACCAUACACAUCAUUAUUGCCAGGAAUGACCACUUCUACAGUCAGAAAAUUAAAUGACGACCGAGGAUACUCAGGUUACCUGGGCGCACCUAAACCGCGUAUUGAAAUGUCACCAUUACAUUCUACUACCUCUAGCAUAAACGCUCUUAGCCGCAGUGACUCAUUCCGCAGAGCCCAAACGAAAGGUAAUAAAUCAUCUCCUUUCACAAAACGUUAUCCGCUCAAGGAAGCCAACCACAAUAUUGAUAGCACGCUAUCAUUAGGCAGUACACGUAGUCGUUUAGAAGAUAAAUAUUCUUCUGUCUUAGAUAGAAUAGCCAGUCAGAAAAAAGAAAAGGCAAGAAAAGACAAGGAAGACCGUGAUAAGACAUUAGAACCUGAACCGUCGAUGCCUCGAGGUUUGAUGCGAAGCCUGACGACUGCUGUUUUUGGUGAAAACUCUUUUAGACGUAAUCAAUUUUCUCGGGAAAAGACCAGAGAUAAAACUCCAUUCAAAAACACAGGAGACCGCAGAUUGUCCUCUCAGAAACAAAAAGAUAAGGAUGAAUAUAAAAACGGCUUUGACAUACCCCUUCGAGAUAGACAAAACUAUGGAAAAGACAGGGACAGUAUAUACCGAAGACAUCAGAGGAGAUCACUAAGAGCCGAAAAGAGUGAAACCAAAGACAGGAAAGGCAAGUUGUGCUUGAGACCUAUAGACAUUAGUUUGCAUUCCGGAGUCAGGGAUUUAAUAUCGCCUUUGCAACAAAACAUUAUUGAUUCAACUUUGAAGUCAAAGACAACUAAAACACCGGCCUCCAGCCCGUCUCGAGAAAUCGGUAGACAAAAGCAGAUAUAUUUCCCGUCUAGUGACGAGGAAGAUGACGAUAAAACUCCUGUAGGCGAUCAGGUGAUGACGGACCGCGAGACCAGACGCAAAGAGAUUCAGAGUCUAAUAAUGAAAUACGCGCACCUGGACGAGGUGUACGGCCGGAUCGGAGAAAAGGAGGCCAAUGCAGUAUCGAGCGACGCGGUGACUAAGAAGACCGAGCCGCUGGGCGUGGGGGACGUGGUGGCGCUGCCGCCCGAGCUGCGCAGCCGCCAGCGUCCGCAGCGACCGCGCCACUUGCUGCGGCGCGCGGUCACGCCGCCUGUAAGCACCCGCUAACCUGUCGUGUGCCGCCCGCUAACACACCCGGCUGGUCCGUUGUUUUUCAAUAUACACUAUUUAGAUUUGUACCACCUACUUAUCACUAAAUGCGGAUGUCUGUGGUUCUAAAAAUUCUUAUGCUUUCCAAAGAAGUGUUUUUAGUCACGAUAGUAAAUAUUUUGAAUAUUGUUCAACCAUAACAAAUAACAUUUCGCUCGAAGGGUCGCAUGAAUCAUCAAAAUAAUGUCAAUGAAAAAUGACGGUAUCGGAAAGUAGUUUAGGAAAAAUAAAACGAGGGUGCAGUAAAAUGUCAAAGAUUCGCAAAUUGCAGUAAUAACUAGCUAACAGUUUUGACGUAACAAUUGAUUUAAACGAUAGAGAAAUGAUAGUGCAUGUAUUAACUUAUUUUAUUCGUGUUUUUAAGUUUAAGAUGUCUCUGUUUCGUAUUAAAUUAUUUUCUAAUCCAAAACGUAAAGAAAGUGCUCCAACCUCUGAUGUAGAUCAAGUAAGAUAGUAUGUAUUGUUGUAAUGACAGUUCGGGUGGACACUUAUUUUUUCCAAAUUUCCUUAGUGAAAGAUGAUUUAGUAUGUGUGAGAAGUUAUGCAUGUAUGAAGUGCUUCGGAGCCCAUCCUGAAGAGUCCCGAUCCCACACCCGACCCGGUCCCAGCGCGCGGCGACGGGCACCCGCCCGGAGCCGCGCCGCAAGCCCACCCGUCUGCCCUUUAACAGCAUGUUCGACACACCAUACCAAUUGUCGCUUGUCUGACGGGCAACCGUUCCAUUGUUUUGAUUGUUGGGUACAACACUACUCGGGUCGUGGCGAUCGCGUGGCGCUCUUCGUGGCAUUGGUGCGUGUGACGCGUGUCUCCGUGUGCGGCUGCGGCGCGGCGCGGGCGGUGCGGCGCGUGCGGUGACUGCGGCGCCGGCGCAUGCAGAGCUCCCGAGCACGCUCCUCCGUCAAGGACGACAAGGACGGACACCUGGUGUACUGGCCCGGCUAUGUCAUGGGAGCGAGAU